CCCUGCGCCCUCUCCGCCGCGAUGGGUCGGGGAAGGCGGAGGGCGCCCAGGGGGGUCCCGGCGGAGCCCCCCCCGCGAUGGCCGACCCUGGGGGCGACCCUCGGGCGGUACCUCGGAGCGCUGCGGGCGCUGCUCGGGCCGAGGCAGUGGGCCCGGAGCCGGAGGGUCGUGAGGGCCUUCGGAGCCCCCGGAGGGAUCGGGCCGAGGCUGCAGGAGAGGCUGCGGGGGGGGGCCGCGCCCACGGGGGCAUGGCCUCGGGCCCCCGGGGGGCGGCUGCCCCUCCCGGUCCACGGCAGCGCGGGGCUCAUCCUGCCCACGCAGAAGUGGGAGGGCACGGGGGGGCAGCUGCAGUUUGCAGCGCAGCUCGUUGCUGGGAUCCUCCACUACCGCGCUGAGGCUGAGCAGCGCGACCCCCCUGAGCCGUGGGUCCGGGCGGUGUUUGGGGGCUGCCGGGUCCCGGGACCCCAACGGGACGGGGUGCUGCGGGUGGCCCCCGGAGCCGACCCCCCCGACUUCAUCACCGUCAUCCGCAAUGGGGAGUUCUUCCAGGUCCGGGCAUGCACUGAGGAGGGCUCCCCGCUCCCCCCCGCAGCUCUGGGGGCGGCCCUGGGGCAGCUGCGGACGUUGGGGGUCCGGGGGGGGGGCCCGGCUGUGGGGGCGCUGACCGGGGAGCACCGGCGAGGCUGGGGGCGGGUCUACGGGCUGCUGAUGCGCGACCGGCUGAACCGCGCCUCCAUUGGCCGCAUCCAGCGCAGCCUGCUGGCACUGGCGUUGGACGCCCCGGUGAUGGCCGACGCUAUGGGGCAGAGCCCGGGGGGCGGAGCUGAGCAGGUCCUCCACGGGGGUGGGGCCGGAGCCAACAGCUGCAACCGCUGGUUCGACAAAGCCCUGCAGGUGAUCGUGGGGGCAGACGGUUCCUGUGGUCUCCUCUACGACCCGGAAGUCCUCGAUGGCGCCGUGGCAGCAGAGAUGGCCGACCACGCGCUCGCCUUCUGCCGUAGCCCCGCCCCUGGCCCCGCCCCCGGGCUGUCGGUGCCCCGCCCACAACGCCUCCGCUUCUGCGUGGGGCCGGAAAUGGGGCCGGAAGUGCAGAGGGCACGGAGACACCUGGACAGCCUGGCGGCGGAUGUGGAGCUGCACUGCUUCAGCCAUGAGGGCUUCGGGCCGGGGGGGGCGACGCGGGAGGAGGCGCUGCUGCACGUGGCGCUGCAGGUGGCCUUCUUCCGGUUGCACGGCUCCGUCAGCGCCUGCGCGGAAGCCCCGCCCCUUCGGCCCCGCCCCCUCCCCCGCCCCGCUCUGGUGCUGCCCCCGGGGCCGCGGUGCCGCGCGUUGGCCAAAGCACUGCAGGAGCCCACGGCCAAGCCGGAAGUGCUGAGGGCGCUGCUGUGGGAGGCGGUGGAGGCGCAGCAGCAGCGGAUGGAGGAGGUGGCGGCGGGACAGGGAGCGGAGCGUCACCUGAGGGCUUUGGGGCUGACGGCGGUGGCGGGGGGGGAACCGCUGCCGGAACUCUUCCGGGAUUUGGGCUACGCCCGGGCAACGCAUUUCCGCCUCUGCACCUUGCAGGUGCGCUCAGCGCGGGGCUGCCUCCCCCUGCGGGGUCCGCUGGUGCCGGAUGGAUAUGGGAUCGGGGUGGGACACGCCCCUUCCACUUCCGGCCCCGCCCACACCACUUCCUGCCCGGAGGAGCCCACUUCCGGCCAAGAGGAUCCAUCUUCUGACCCCUCCCAGUCCACUUCCGGUCCCGCCCACGCCACUUCCUGCCCCAAAGAGCCCACUUCCGGCCACGGAACAUCAUCUUUUGACACUUCCAAGCCCACUUCCGGUCAUGCCCAAGCCACUUCCGGUCAUGCCAAACCCACUUCCGGUCACGCCCAGCCCACUUCCUGCCCCGCCCCCCUCCGCGUGGCCGUUUCCGCUUUCGCUUCCUGCGGGGGGACGGCAGCGGAGCGGUUGGGGGCGGAGCUUCGCACGGCUCUCGACCAAUUGGGGGCGCUGCUGCGGGGAGAGCGCCCCCCUGCGGCCGGGGGGUGAACACGGAGGAAGUGGAGGGGUGGGCCCGGAAGUGGAGUGGGAGGAACCGGAAGUGGGGGCGGGGAGGGCCGGAAAGGGGUUGGGUAAGGUAAACAGCCAUGGGUGGGGCAGGAAAUGGGGUUUGGAGAACCGGAAGUGGGGGUUGGGUGAGGGGAGGUACGAGGGGUGAGAUGGGAAGUGGGUUUGGGAGAACCAGAAGUGGGGAGGGAAGGGCUGGAAGUGGAGGGAUGGGGCCGGAAAUGGGGUAGUGAAGGCCGGAAGUGUGGGUGGGGCAGGAAAUGGGGCAAUAAAGGCGGGAAG
Molecule: messenger RNA, 2331 nt
Organism: Gallus gallus (chicken)
Lineage: Eukaryota; Metazoa; Chordata; Aves; Galliformes; Phasianidae
Gene: CRATL
Product: carnitine O-acetyltransferase-like
Exons: 13
Coding region: 22-2031 (669 amino acids)
Biological process (GO): carnitine metabolic process, CoA-linked
Cellular component (GO): peroxisome
Molecular function (GO): carnitine O-acetyltransferase activity
Source: RefSeq, a predicted model, not a curated record